AUGUCAUCAGAUUUCUGGGCCGGCUAUAUUAGCGGCGCCAUUGGCAUAAUUAUCGGAAACCCUCUUGACCUCAUCAAAGUCCGAUUACAAGCGAGUAGCUCUGCAAAUGGCUCUGUGGAACCUCGGCAAUUGACUCGAUUCGAAAGCACAAGCUCUCUCGUGCGAGGUGCUGCGGCCCCAAUUCUUGGAUAUGGGGCCCUCAAUGCCUUACUAUUCGUGUCCUACAAUCGGUCACUGAUGCUCUUGGAUAAUUCCAUCACUGAUCCCACAAAUCCUCAAAAUUGUGCCCUAUACAAGCUAUGGCUUGCUGGAGCAUUAGGUGGCAUUGCCAGCUGGACUGUCUCUGCACCUACGGAGUUCAUCAAAUGUCGAGCCCAGCUUGACGCUCGCCCAGAAGUUUCGUCCUGGAGCGUCGCGAAGGACAUCAUUCGGAAUCGCGGCUGGAGGGGUUUGUAUUUCGCUGGCGGAAUAACCUGUGCCAGGGACUCUAUAGGCUAUGGUUUUUAUUUCUGGUCUUACGAAUAUUGCAAGAGGUUAAUGGCCUCCCCCGAUGAUGAAGAUUCAAACAGCGCCGCGCUGAAAGUCCUCUUCUGCGGUGGUCUUGCUGGAAUCGUUACCUGGGCUUCCGUCUUCCCGCUUGACGUGAUAAAAACACGGAUGCAGGCAAAUACAAUUGAAGCUUAUGCCGAAGGCCGGACGUUAUUAGAAUCACAAACCAACAAACCAGAACUUGGUGCUUUCAAACUGGCGCGAGAAGUAUAUCGGAUCGAGGGCCUCAAGGCCUUUUAUCGCGGCCUAGGGGUAUGCAGUCUGCGAGCAUUCAUUGUGAAUGGGGCUCAGUGGGCGACAUAUGAGUGGCUUAUGAAAUAUUUUCAGAAUCGGUCCUGGGAUCAACCCCUCAAAAGUACAUAA
Messenger RNA from Aspergillus puulaauensis, 912 nucleotides. RefSeq names its product putative mitochondrial carrier protein. The transcript is spliced from 4 exons. Gene Ontology annotation, biological process: transmembrane transport. NCBI's taxonomy places the organism in Eukaryota, Fungi, Ascomycota, Eurotiomycetes, Eurotiales, Aspergillaceae. The coding region runs from base 1 to 912 and encodes 303 amino acids. Gene Ontology annotation, molecular function: transmembrane transporter activity. The record is from RefSeq and is a predicted model, not a curated record.